This is a messenger RNA of Pseudonaja textilis, 3621 nucleotides long. RefSeq names its product sigma non-opioid intracellular receptor 1 (gene SIGMAR1). The record is from RefSeq and is a predicted model, not a curated record. Gene Ontology annotation, cellular component: endoplasmic reticulum. Lineage: Eukaryota; Metazoa; Chordata; Lepidosauria; Squamata; Elapidae.
CUCGCGUCCCCUCAGCGGCGGCGGCAGCGGCGGCGGCUUCUUCGGCGGGAAGAAGAGGCGGGAAGAUGCGGUGGCUGCCCGGGCCGGGCUGGGCCUGGGCCGGUCGGGGCCUGCGGUUAGGCCUGGCGGUGGCGGCGGCGGCGCUGCUGAUUCAGGCGUUGCGCGGCUGGGCCUCCUCGCGGCGCUUCGAGUUCGAGCCUGAGGAGAUCGUGCGCCUGGCUAAGCACCACGCCGGCCUGGACCACGAGCUGGCCUUUGCCAAGAUCAUCGUGGAGCUGCGGCGGAGGCACCCGGGCCACGUGCUGCCAGACGAGGACCUGCGCUGGGUGUUCGUCAACGCCGGCGGCUGGAUGGGCUCCAUGUGCCUCCUGCAUGCCUCCCUCUCGGAGUACGUGCUGCUGUUUGGCACCGCUGUCGACACCAGUGGCCACUCGGGUCGCUAUUGGGCUGACAUUCACGACACGGUCAUCUCAGGGACCUUCCGGCAGUGGAAAGAGGGAACGACUAAAAGCGAGAUUUAUUACCCAGGAGACACCAUUGUCCACCGUUCCGGAGAGGCCACCUCCAUUCAGUGGAGUGCUGGCACGUGGAUGGUCGAGUACGGCCGAGGCUUCAUCCCCUCCACCAUGACCUUUGCCCUCGCUGACACGAUCUUCAGCACUCAGGACUUCCUCACCCUCUUCUACACCCUCCGGGUUUACGUCAAGGCUCUGGCCUUGGAGGCCAACACGUACUUCAGCAGCACGAGUCAGUGAGUCUCGCCCCUCCCCUCCCACCAGCCGGUGAAUGGGUCGCCCCCUUCCCCGCCUCGUGUGCUAGCGAACCUGGUGUGGCUCCCGGUCUUGCCCAGUCCGGUGCAUCGCACGUGUGACAGGAAGCAAAGAUGGAUCCACGCCCUUCUCCGCAAAUACCUGAAUGUCCUGCUGAAAAUAGGUAUCUCACGCUGCUCACAAGGUGACGAUUCGGUCUCUCGUGGAGACCGGAUCUCCGAAGUAUUUUGGAGCCACGCAGAGAAAGAAAGUCCUGGGUGUUUUGUGGAAGGAGUGGCACCCACGUGCCCUGGGUGUCGGCGCACAGUUGACCCAAACAAUGCCAUUUGCAUGGUGGCGUGUAUCUCGUCAUGGUGGCAUUUGCCAGGCGCCUUUGGGAAGAGGCGUUGCAUCCUCUUUGUAUGCUUUGAGUAGAGACGCCUUUUCUGACGCCGUCACCAAGCUCCUCCGUUGGGUCUUUCUCUGCUUUGUUCCAAACGGGCCUCUUGACCCCCACAAAAUUGAUGGGCAGCUGAGAAACGACAGCAGAACUUUUUGGAUUGAGCCCUUAAAAGUGUACAUUUGCACUACCAUUUAAGCCAGACAAAUACUUCCUGGCACUUCUUUUACCUUCCUUCCUUCCUUCCCCACUUCAAUUUCUCAGAUGGAAAACGGGUAAAUUGGCCGAGCAAUAUCUACAUUCACCGGUUGGAAAGCCCCCAUGCCGACUGGUGUUUUGGCUGGGCUUCUGGAAAGUUCUUUCCGGCAGACUGGCGUUGUUCCCUGGGAUCCCUGUGUGUGGAUCUUCCACAGCUCUGUCUUGCUUCUCACCUGCAAAAGUAAUUUGGAAUUCCAGUUGUGUUUUCCUUGGGUCUACAACGAACCUUUUUCCGCUCACCACAAAUCAGCCAACUCUGCUCCUUUGCGGACAAUUGGUUCACCCAAGUUCAGCUAAUUUCCUCGUCUGUUUUAGGUCUUCCAAAUCAUUACAAUGACUGGCAGGGGCGAGACAUUUUCCUUUUCCUGCCAUAUUCUCCUCCUCCCACGAGAGAGAGAGAGAGAGAACUCAAAGCCCACAAGGGGUUGGUAAUUAUUGUCCACACGUACCUCACCCAUCGCAGACUAGACCUGUUUGGAGCUAAAUCCAGCCUCUUUGAGUUAGCAGGCUGGGUUGGUUAGCUCCCUUGUGGAAUUUGCACGUUUAUAUCCCUUCCAUGGCCCAGUGAGCCGCCUCGUUCAAACGGAGCUUGUGGUUUUGAAGAGAUGCUAUUAUAAUUAAGCAGUAGCUGCUGUGUAGUAGGACAGUUAGCCUUUUAGCUGCCUUUUGUGACUGGUUCUUCCUGUAUGUCUUCAUGCCUGGAGCGCCAAUAGCCAAAAUGUCUUUUUGCAGCCUUCCCUUUUUCCAAAAUGGAUUGUAGACAUUUCUCAAAAUCUCAUCCAGUUUUGGUCCUGUGAUAAUACAGAACUGCCAUCCGUCACCCGAAUUAUGCGCCUUAUUCUCUUGAGCUAUGCACGUGUGUGUGUGUGUAUUUAUAUAUAUGUAUAUAUAAAUAUAGAUAUACCUCCUGUUGUUGAUGUUAUCUGGCUGAGAACCAGUUGUUCACGGAGCUUUAAGUGAUCCCUGGAAGAAGGGGCCAGGGAUCCAGUGUGGCUGAACCUGCUUGACUCAGAAAUGGCCAAAUGUUCAGUUCUUUGACUUGAAAUUCAGGCAAUGGGACCAAACCCAGAGUUGAUUCUCUAAGCAAACCAAGGCACCUUUUUUUCCCCCUUCUAUCAGAAUAUCCUGAAAUUGCAACCAUCAACAGAGGGGUGUCACUACCCAACAAUGAAUUUCCCUUCACAUCCAGUGUUAUUAACCAGAAGAUCUUGUUUCUGUAGCAUGGAAAUUAGGCUUAUGGUAUAUCGGGGGUCAGUUCUGGACUAGCCCUGGUUCCAGAAUGCCUGAGAGAGAGGGAGAUCCUCAUCCGGAAUGCUUCUCUUUCUGGAGCAUUGCAAGUCUUCUGAAAGAGUCCUCCGUCUUCCUCAGAACCCUCUUCAGAUUGCUAGAUGGUCAAAACUUGGCUCAAUUUUGGCCCAGUCUGGAUCCUUCCUUUCUCUUCAACUUAUUUUUGCCUCGAGGGAAGAGCUGGACGGAAAGGGAGCCUUUUCCCUUCUUGCACGUUGUUGAAAUCCUCCCCUCCUUUCAUCAUUUCGCUUUUGUCCUCCCCCCACCCACCCCGGGUUUUAUACUCCAGGAGGUAGCAAUAAUGGUUUGUCCUGGCCAGCCCCAGUGUAGUUGGGGGCAGGGUCUCUGAUCCCUCCCUCCUUGCAACAGCCACGAAGACCCUGUUGAAACCCCUGUUCAACUCCCACCCCCACGGCUGCUUCAUGGAGGUCUGGUAUGGUCCAGUAGCCCAAUUCAGUGGGUUGCAUUGGCUGGCAAGUAGCCUCUACCCAUGAGAGAGCCCAGAUCCCUCCCUCUCCCUCCCAAAAUAGGGGCACCCUUGGCCUUUUCCAAUUUCUUCUCCUUUUUUUCCCCCUGGGAGUUGAUCAAUCUUACAGUUUUAGGCGCACAUAUAUUCCCCCCCCCCUUUCCUCCCACGCUGAGCCGAAACCCUCGUUCAGAUGAAAGGCAGAAAGUUUUGGCCAGCCGCUCCCUCUGAAGCCGUCCUCUGGUGUGGGCUGGCAUGGGCGGGCCAGACUUGGCCGUCCGUUGGGACCAUCGGUCAACUAUAUAAGCAUGUCCCCGGUUUCUGUUUCUCCGUUACUGCAAGUGUUACCACGUCCGACGUUCACGAAACAAGUGUUUGAGAAUCCGUGUGGGUGUGUGUGGUUGUUCUACUUCGACUAAAACAAACAAAAAUACAAUACAGUGGGCUGUGAUUAAACCUGG